AUGACGAAGGAUAUCAUCAAGGCUUUGUGCAUGGUCAGUGUAAUCCUGACGCUGAUGGUGCCUUAUUAUGCCAUCGACACAGAGUCGCCACUGAUGGAGAUGUUUGUUCUUCACGGGUUUCAUGCAGCCAAGUACAUUGUGGCCAUCGGAUCGGUGGCGGGAUUGACCGUCAGUCUGUUGGGUUCACUCUUCCCGAUGCCAAGAGUCAUCUAUGCUAUGGCAGAUGAUGGUCUACUCUUCAGGUUUUUAGCUCAUAUCAGUGCCUACACAGAGACGCCAGUCGUGGCCUGCAUUGUCUCGGGAUUCCUGGCAGGGCUGCUCUCUUUGCUGGUCAGCCUGCGGGACCUCAUUGAGAUGAUGUCCAUUGGGACACUGUUGGCCUACACCCUGGUGUCGGUGUGCGUCCUGUUGCUUCGUUACCAGCCCGAGAGUGACAUCGACGGCUUCGUUAAGUUCCUGUCAGAGGAGGGCACCAAGAAGAAGGAGGGAGUCCUAGCCGAGUGUGAGAAGGAGGCUGCCUCCCCCAUCAGCGAGGGUGAGGACUACACGGGCCUCGACAAGAACACGUGUGGCGCCAAGAACCUGCCAUCCUUGGGGGACAACGAGAUGCUGAUCGGGAAGGCGGACAAGUCCAGCUAUGGUGUGAAUCACCCCAAUUACGGCACCGUGGACAUGAGCUCGGGCAUUGAGGCAGACACCUCGGAGAACAUCUACCUGAUAAAGCUGAAGAAGCUGAUUGGACCCCGGUACUACACCAUGAGGAUUCGCCUUGGGCUGCCCGGCAAAAUGGACCGCCCCACCUCCAUCACCGGCCGCACUGUCACCACUUGCGUGCUACUGCUCUUCAUCCUGACAUUCGUCUUCUGCUCAUUCAUCAUCUUCGGGGAGGAGUACGUUUACCAGCAGACCUGGUGGGCUCUCCUCCUGGUCAUCCUGAUGGUCUUGCUUAUCUGCUCCCUGGUAUUCAUCAUCCUCCAGCAGCCUGAAAACCCCAAGAAGCUGCCGUACAUGGCGCCCUGUGUCCCCUUUGUGCCUGCCUUUGCCAUGUUGGUAAAUAUGUACCUCAUGCUGAAGCUCUCCAGCAUCACUUGGAUCCGCUUUGCCGUUUGGUGCUUUGUAGGCUUUCUCAUUUAUUUCGGAUAUGGGAUCUGGAACAGCAGCCUGGAGAUCGGUGCGCGGCAGGAGGCUCUGAGCCAGAGCACGUAUCAGCGCUAUGACGUGGACGACAGCUUCCCAUACCCCGAGGAGGAGGACAACCAGUGGCAGGAGGCAUGGCCCGCAGCCGAGCCGAGGGGCUACCAGUCCCAGCAGGCGAUGCCGGACAUUGUGGGCAAUCACAGGACCUACGGCAGCAAAGCCAAAGGCAAAGGGAAGCAUGGCAAGACUUCAGAGGCGCUGAUUGCAAAUGACGAGCUUGACUAUUCCCCUGAAUAG
Messenger RNA from Hypanus sabinus (Atlantic stingray), 1434 nucleotides. Its product is annotated as probable cationic amino acid transporter. Gene Ontology annotation, molecular function: amino acid transmembrane transporter activity. The coding region runs from base 1 to 1434 and encodes 477 amino acids. Gene Ontology annotation, biological process: amino acid transport; transmembrane transport. The record is from RefSeq and is a predicted model, not a curated record. The transcript has 4 exons. Gene Ontology annotation, cellular component: plasma membrane. NCBI's taxonomy places the organism in Eukaryota, Metazoa, Chordata, Chondrichthyes, Myliobatiformes, Dasyatidae.